Molecule: messenger RNA, 1443 nt
Organism: Penicillium waksmanii
Lineage: Eukaryota; Fungi; Ascomycota; Eurotiomycetes; Eurotiales; Aspergillaceae
Exons: 8
Coding region: 1-1443 (480 amino acids)
Biological process (GO): transmembrane transport
Cellular component (GO): membrane
Molecular function (GO): transmembrane transporter activity
Source: RefSeq, a predicted model, not a curated record
AUGGAGCCCCUCAAUAAAGAAAAGCAGGGCACCUCGAUUCAUGACGAGAAAAUCACAGUAGGAGGUGUCAACGACGAAAUGACUUCUCUACAAGCCGGCCCUGAUGGUUACUACCCCCGCUCAGAGGAGGAGAAGGCGUUGAGCCGCUCAGUGAAUCGGAAGAUGGACCUUACCCUCCUUCCAUUCCUCUCCAUGCUCUACCUUUUUAACGGCCUGGAUCGUAGUAAUGUGGGGAAUGCUCAAACACAAGGAUUUUCAACCGACAUCGGGGUCACCGACAACGACGUCAAUGAUGCUGUCUCCUUGUUCUUCGUUACGUUUGUUGUCUUUCAACCAUUAUCUGCUGCAUGCGGUCGAAUUUUUGGCGCUAAGUACUGGAUUCCAUCUCUCAUGCUCAUCUGGGGUGCCCUGACUGUUGGGCAUGCGUUCAUCCAUGGUCGAGGUCAGCUUAUUGCCAUUCGGCUUUUGAUUGGUUUAUUUGAGGCUGGAUUUUACCCUACCGCGUUGUUUUAUCUUUCCACGUUCUACACACGGUUUGACCUAGGGGUCCGAAUUGGCUUGUUCUAUGGCCAGUACGCUAUUGCAGGUGCAUUCUCUGGAGCAAUUGCCUAUGGCGUAUUCCAUCUCAAAGGCUCUUUGCAUAAUUGGCAGUAUCUUUUUAUCAUCGAAGGCGCGUUGACCAUGUUUUUUGCUGUUGCUUCCUGCCUAUUUCUUCCUUCAGAUCCGGGAUCCGCGUGGUUUCUGACCGAGCCGGAGCGGGAGUUCGCUAAAGAAAGAAUGCGUUUGGAUGGCGAGAGGUAUAUCUUGGAAAAUCAAGAAGCAGACGGUAACCAGGUAACCAAUCGCUUGAACAAAAGGGACGUGGUCGAGACGGCGAAGGACUGGAAAUUGUGGACGGUCUUGAUGUCUGUUCCGCCAUUUGUCUGCGGGGCAGUGGGCUUAUACCUUACCACCUUGAGCUCUGAUCGACGCAAGGAGAGAGGUUUUCAUAUAAUUGGUGGCUUAGUUGUGUGCCUUGUAGGGCUGAUUAUGACCGUUACAAUCCUGAAUAACCAUGGCCGUUAUGUGGCGUUGUGCAUCCUUCUUAUGGGGAGUUAUGUUGCGUCUCCGCUAACGAUGGCCUGGCUCAGUGGUAACACGCCAGAUCCGGGUAAGCGCUCCUUGGUUAUUGGAGUUAAUGGAUUCGGAAAUCUUGCUGGAGCCAUCGGGUCGCAGAUCUUCCGCUCUACUUACGCCCCGCGAUACCUAAUCCCAUUCUAUGUUACUCUUGGCAUCAUCUCCUUUUCUAUAAUAGGAUAUAUUGCAUAUCGAAUGAUGCUCAAGGAGGUCAAUAAGUACAGAGCGAGAAGGUUGGCUGCGUGGAGCUCUGCGGAAAUUGAGGAUGAGCGGUCGGAUGUGCAGCGACUGGGUGACAAGAAAUACACAUUUGUUUACGGCUUGUGA